Molecule: messenger RNA, 3093 nt
Organism: Emiliania huxleyi CCMP1516
Lineage: Eukaryota; Haptophyta; Isochrysidales; Noelaerhabdaceae
Exons: 6
Coding region: 1-3093 (1030 amino acids)
Biological process (GO): nucleoside triphosphate catabolic process
Molecular function (GO): nucleoside triphosphate diphosphatase activity
Source: RefSeq, a predicted model, not a curated record
AUGCUGAUGAUCCUGGCCCGAUUGGCUCGCUCAGAAAGCUUCUGGGCGGUCGUUAAGCUGCUGCUGCUGCUGCUCACGCUCUGUGUGGCGAGCGCUGGAGCACUCUACCUCCUCGUGCUCCAACGCAAGCGACGCGUGCGCGCACUGGUGGGCCACAGCAAGAAGCUCCACGCCCUGGAGGGCAUGCUGCGACGGCUGCACCGCACGCCUCACCGCGAGCUGCUCGUCCUCCGAGGCGGCCUGCUGCUCCGCGGCUACUGCCCGCAGACGCCGCGGCAGCCGGCCGACCUCGACUUCCUGGGCGAGCACGAGAACGACCUCGAGGCGACGCUCGCAAUGCUGCGCGACGUCUGCACGGUCGCAGUGGGCGACGGGCUCGAGUUCGACGCGCAGGGCGUGGUGGGCGAGCGCACGUGGACCGAGACCGAGCACCCGGCCCUCAAGGCGAGCGUGCCCUACCGGCUGCGGUGCGACGCGGGGUGGGAGACGUGCAGCGUCGACGUCGGCUGGGGCGACCCGCUGGUACCGCCCGCGCACGCAGUAGCGCUGCGUGCCGUCGUGGGCGGCCGCGUGCCGUGCGCCCGCGCCGCGAGACUCGAGACUCUCUUCGGGUGGAAGUUGCAUGGGCUGUUUGAGCGCGAGGCGGCAGGGCUGAGCGCGCAGGGCAUCCCCAAGGGCUACUGGCGUCCGAAGGACCUCUUCGACUUGUAUCUGAUGGCGCGUUGCGGCGCGCUGGACGCCGCGCUCCUCCCCGCCGCCGUCGAGGUGGCCUUUAGCUCGCGCGGCUACCCGCUCUCACGCGUGGUGCGCGUGGCGCACGGCCACUUCGCCUCGGGACCGACCUCCAAGAAGAACUGGGCGCGCUGGCGCGCCUCGCUGCUCGACGCGCACGGCGGCGCGCUGCCGCCCCACACGCUGGCUGUGCCGGCGGAGCCUGCGCCGUGCGUUGCGGCGGUGGCGGCGCCGUGCGCGGCGGUGCUGCGCGCGCUCGGGUACGCGGCGCUGCCGGGCGAGGAGACGCCGAUCGCGCCCGCGUGGCAGGUCCUCGCCGAGUGGGCGACGCUCAUCGUGCCCUCCGAGUACAAGCCGCCCGAGGCGCUGCGCUUCCCGCCGGGCCUCGCCACCGGCGCCGUCAGCCCCGCCGACGCGGCGCGCGGCCUCGCGCUCCACUGCCACGCCGCGCUCGGCGCGCCCGUCAUCGUCGACCUGGUCUACCUCGAGCUGUACAGCGCCGACGCCGCCCACGGCGGCCGGCUCUACCACCGCAUCGGCGCGGCGGACGAGCGCGCCUUUGCCAAGGCGCACGCGGGCGCCGCGGGCGCGAUGCGCGCCGUCGUGGCGUACACGGCCGACGGGCAGCGCGUCGAGGUGCUCGAGGGCGAGCUCGAGGGCCGGGUGGUCCACCCGGUUCGCGGCGCGGCGCCGUACGGCUGGAACCGCUGCUGGGAGCCCGACGGCUGCGCGCAGACGCUGGGCGAGAUGGGCUCGUCCUUUUACGCGAUCCACCCACGGCUGAAGCCGCUGCUCGAGCUUGCGUCGCGGCUGCGCUCCGAGACGGCGUACGGCGUGCUUGAGGGGAACCGCGGGCUCUUCGAGCUGCACGUGACGGUCGACACACCGACCGAGGCGCAGGGCGGCCUCGCCACCUUCCGCGAGGCGUGCGCCGCGUGCAAGGUCAAGGCCGUGCUCAUCGAGAACUCGCUCGUCGAGCCGGCGGCGAAGAGCGCACGGCCGACGCAGCUGAUGACGGCGUCGUACGUCAAGGGGACGCUGCCCGAGGUGCACGUCGCGGCCUUCCGCCUCUCGCAGCGGCUGGUGGGGUACGGCUUCAGCGUAAGCCGCGUCAAGAUCGAGAGCACCUUCUCCAACCCCGGCGUGCCGCACACCGACGCCGAGGCCGCCGCGCUCUCGCCGCACAACUACUGGGAAUUCCACUGGAAGCUGCGCCUCCCCGCCUCCUACGACCACGCCGCGCUGGCCGCGCUCGUCGGCACACACGACGCGCGCCUCUCGCGCUCGGCGCUGCGCAGCCUCGGCGGCGGGUACCACCACCGCUUCGUGACGCUGCGGCUGUACGACAUGGGGCGCAGCUCGGCGCAGCAGCGGCUCGAGGCGCUGAGCGCAGCGCUCCAUGCGGCGCAGCACGAGGUAGGCACCGUCAUCCGCGAGUACGCCGUGUACGACUCGAACGAGACGGCGACCAUCUACCACUACCGCGAGAAUGUCAAGGAGUGGAGCGGCGCGCUGAUGCUCGCGCGCGGCCUGGUGGUGCGCGAGCCGCGGCACGGUGCGGCGCCCGAGCUGCUCGCGACGCCCUUCCCCAAGUUCUUCGACCUCGGAGCCGACGGUGUCUCGCUCGACGAGCUGCUGGCGCGCAGCGUCGCGUGGGAGGCGACCGAGAAGCUCGACGGCAGCCUCGGCCUCCUCUUCCACGAUGGCGGCGCGUGGCGGCUCACCACGAAGCGCGCGUGGCACUCGGAGCAGGCGGCGUGGGGCCGCGCGUGGCUCGAGGGGCGCGCGGUGUGGGCCGAGCUCUCACGCGGCACGACGUACGUGUGCGAGCUGCUCUUCGCCUCCAACCUCGUCGUGGUGCGCUACCCCGCCUCGCGCGAGGGCGUGACGCUCUGCGCCGCCUACGACGCCGACGGGCGCGAGCUGCCGCGUGCCGAGCUCGCCGACCACGCGAGGCGUGCCGCGCUGCCACUCGGGCUGAUCGUGCGCUUCGCCUUUGCCGACGGCGGCUGCCACCGCGCCAAGGCCGUCUCGCUCGCAGCGGCCGCGGGGGUGACGGACGACCGCUCGCUCGCGGCGUGCCUGAAGGGCCGCACGCACUGGGAGGACGGCUCGCCCGUCACCGCGGCGCAGCGCCGGCUGGCGCACCACGCGUGGGGCGGCAAGCUGGGGGGCCCGCCGCCGGCCGAGGGCGAGGCGGAGGGCGAGACGGCAGCGCGGCUCGAGGCGAUGGGCACCGCGCCGCGCCUCGCGCUCUUCUCGUGCGUGGCGGUGCCGGGCGCGGGCGAGGGCGGCAUCGGCGAGGCCGUGCGCACGGCCGACGGCACGCCUCUGCUCAACCACCGGCGGCCCGCUUGGUGA